Messenger RNA from Filobasidium floriforme, 6421 nucleotides. RefSeq names its product putative clathrin-coated vesicle protein. Gene Ontology annotation, cellular component: Golgi apparatus; membrane; endocytic vesicle. Gene Ontology annotation, biological process: retrograde transport, endosome to Golgi; intracellular protein localization; endocytosis. The record is from RefSeq and is a predicted model, not a curated record. The coding region runs from base 77 to 6142 and encodes 2021 amino acids. NCBI's taxonomy places the organism in Eukaryota, Fungi, Basidiomycota, Tremellomycetes, Filobasidiales, Filobasidiaceae. The transcript is spliced from 15 exons.
CUCGCAUGUUUGGACUGAGCCUGACGACUUUCACCUGCUCAAUAACCAAUCAUCGCGUUGCUCCUUGUCUCAAAAGAUGUCUGGAGAAGCGGACGACCCAUCAACCGCCAGCUUCAACUUUGACGAGAACCGAUUCAAAGCUCCAGGUUCCGAGGGCAAGCUUUUGCUGUGGCUGAAAGAUGUUGAACGGGCUAUCGAUCAUGUCGCGGAGGCCCAUCUCCAAAGCUCUGUCGACUCGCUUCACAGCACAUUCACCAAACUCCUCGUCUACUCGGCUCAAACGACUUCGUCAUUGCCUAAACCCGGUCGACCCGCCCGUCAGAUAAUAGCGAGGUCAAUAAUCAAGCUACAUCGACGGAUAGAAUCUCGGACGCUCUUCGACCUUGUACAGGAGCUGUUGAAGGUCGUGGUAGAUAACAAUGGGAAUGUCUUGAAGGGAGGUACGGACAGCACGUAUAGGGUGGCAUGUUGGUAUGUGAUCGGAGAAGUCAUGAAAGCUCACGGGGCGAACAUGAUGUCCUUGAUGUCGGAGAUUGCGGUUACGGUGGUCAAGAUUGUACGAGCGACUUCGCAGCCUGUAUUGCUUCGAGUGCAGGCGGUCUCGGCGUUGACAAAAUCGCUCUCUUCUGCUGGACGAGCCGUACCCGAUCCGAUCGCCAAAGACCUGCUUCGAUACCUCAAGAACGGGCUCAGUGACAAUGCGCUCGCGGUACAAAGGACGUGUGCCGAGGCUCUUGCAGCGUUGCGAGAGUGCACGAGCGUCAUCACCACCUUGUCCGAUAUCGAAAACAUCAUCACGCUCGUCGUUAAAGCGCUUGACAAGACGGAUCAUCCGACAAAGAGGGCCAUGUCCAAGCUCGUUGCACACCUACUGGCUUUCACCCAGGACGCUUCAUCGGUCGUAGCACCACCUCCGGAUAAGAAGGGCAAAAAAGCCGGACCUGCCGGGGAUGACAACGAGGAUCCGAUCACGAUCGUCACUUCGGCUGCAGCCGAAGUCACCACAUCCCUGCUCACCCCGCAAGCCAUGCUCAAAAUCCUUUCGGCGCAUUUCAACCGAUCACCUACCCCGGCAAGGAGAACGAGGAACGCCAUCUUUGAUAUUUACGCGACCUUGCUUGAGCGUCUGGGCUCGAACUACGUAGAAGCACGGUAUGCCGAGAUCCUUGAGCAUUUCAUCGUCGAGGUCGUUGAUCAGGCGAGAAACAAGACGACAUCACACGAAGCUGCGACAGUGAGGGAGAUGGUCGGAUUGGUCUUGCGAGAGGUCAUUGCAGUUCGAUCACUGUCGGAGCAAGGUCAGGGUAUGGCCGUGAGAGAGAUUGCCGACAAGUACAUGAAGAGAUGGCCGGCGGUCUUGCCUGGUGCAACGGAACCGAGCGAAAUGGUUCUCUUGGUUAUCCUCAGGGAACUGGCAGAGCUUCUACGCCAAUUGGGUACCGCUGCGCCUGUCAUCCAGGAUGCUGUGCAGGAACCGCUGCUCAGGCUGUUGUCCCAUCCGCGCGAAUCCGUUCGGUUACAUUCGGCGUGGUGUCUCCGGGUCUACUGCGCCACGACGCCGUUACGAUUACCCAAAGUCUUGAAUGCCUUGGUCGAGGCGCUCGACAAGGAUAUAGUAUUGAUGGGAAAUCCAUCGGCACCGGCAGAGUUGUCCGCUCGGGCAAACGGAAAAGCCACCGCUAUUGGGGCGCUGAUGGCGGUCAUUCCCGAUCGACCACUCUACGUGUCGCACGAUAUCAGCACUAGGGUUCUGGACACUGCUGUACAACUGCUCAAGCGUUCAGGCGAACACGAUUUCAAGGUCGCCGAGGUGGAAGUGCACGUCGCAUGGACUCUGAUGAGCGGUUUGAUGACGCUCGGACCUACGUUUGUCGCUUCUCAUCUGCCUCAGUUACUAGUUCUCUGGCGAAACUCCUUGCCCAAACCGACAAGCAAAGAUACGUCGGUGGGGGAACGAGGUGAAAAGGAAUGGGCCUUCCUUCUGGACGUUCGCGAGUAUACGUUGUCAGCCAUUCUGACGUUCCUGCAGAACAACAAGGAGUUGACCACCUUGGACGUUGCGAGGAGAUUGACUUCGCUGUUGACAAACACUCUCAACUUUGUCAAUGGGUUCGCGACAGCUUACAGCGACUAUCUGCGAGAACAACAACAAAACCCAAAUGUCCCUGUGGGCGCGACUCGAUCCGCCAUGACGCUGGCCACUCGGGAACACGAACUGAGACGACGCGUGCUCCAAUGUUUCCGAACGCUAGGCAAUUCGAGUGCGACAGAGGGGGUCCAGCCGGCACUGGUCCAGGCUGCUGUCGGCAUUCUUGCUGAUCCCGACGUUAGUGGUCUUCCGGGCACUCAACCGCAAACGACGAAUCACGCAGCAAUUGGCCCUUUUACCGAUGUAUGGUCCACCUCAGAUGGGUACGGAUUUGGCAUUUGCUCGGCCGACGCAACAGCAGGGCAGCGUGAGGCAUUCACCCGGAAAGAGACCUUGAAUCGAGAUCUCGUAGAACAGCGGCUACAAAAUCUGCUCACCAAGCCGGUCCUUCCAAUGCUCGAGAACGACCGGUUGUCCGUCUUAUAUCGAUCUUCGAGCGACACCAACGCAACGAUGACGGCUGUUCCCGCCGCCACAGGCGUAGUCGACGCCGCGCUAGAGCUGUUCGAGGUCUUGCUCAUUCAUCAAAACUCAGAGACGUUGAUGCAAGCGACAACGCUGAUGACAAAUCACCUGAGAAGUCCCAAGCUCGACCGGAGUCCAGGCAGGAAACAGGCGGUCCAUUACAAUAUCAUCAUGUCGCUGAAGUCCGCCCUGGCUCACGGUGAACGUUUUGCCACCAGAAAGUCCAGGGACAACAUGUCCGAUACUGGCGUCCUCGUUAAUCUGCGGGCACUCCUGCAAGAUGCUGUCGUUGACCGGGAAGAGCCGAUACGAGAGGCUGCGGGUUCCGCUUUCGGCAGCCUCAUCGGAAUAGCCGGCGGAUCAUAUGUAAACAACCAGACGCAAUGGCUGGUGGACCAACUGGUUCAGAACCGAGUACCGGAGAGUCGAGCCGGAUGCGCCUUAGCGUUGUCCUGCGUCUACGAGCGGAUCGGUGGAUUAUCUGCCGGUACCUUGCUGAAGACCUUAGUCAACGUGCUUUCCUCGUUAUCGACCGAUCCUCACCCGGUGGUGCACUAUUGGUCUCUUCGCGCUUUGAGUCGCAUCGUCGACUUUGCCAGUCUGGCAUACUCGCCCUUCGUGAAUCAAACCAUGGACAUGAUCGCGACUUCGUACAUGGCCGAGACCCAUGAGCCGGACGGUGGAUCAGUAGGCAGUGCCAAUAUGCGGGGAGAUCUGCCCGCGUACCCAGCAAUGUGUCGCUUGCUUCAUGCCUUGAUUGGCGUGAUCGGACCUGAAAUGCAAGACAAGACGCCGACCCAAGAGACUAGCUUGAUGCUCAUCAAAGAGUUUGGCGAAGACCGUCAAGACGGCCUCGCGGUCGAAGCCAUUCGCUGCACACAACAGCUACUGAUGUUUGCGCCAAAUGCCGUGGACACCGCGCAACUCGUAACAACUUUCCAAGCCCACUUGGAAGCUGGUCAUGGACCGCUACGUAUUGCCACCAUCACCGCUCUCUAUCAGGUCGUCCAGCGGGAUGCUGCGUUGAUGUCAAAAUUGGGAGGCAACCGGUUGGUAGAGAUAUUGUUUGGUCUGCUUGACGAAGACCCAACCAUCGAUGGGGUUCGACAGAUUAUCUUAUCUUGGAUCCAGCAGACGUCCGCAAGUAUGCCUGCAGGGUGGAUCGCGCUCUGCCAACGGAUCAUCAACAAGAGCACGACCGCUCCGAAGCAGGACAUCACGAAAUCUGUUCUCACCGGUUUCCAGGAUGAUGAGGGUCAAUCGUUGGGAUCGGGCACUUCAGCGCUCGAGGCUGCUGCGCCAGCCAGAUGGCGAACCCAGCUAUUUGCGUUGGAAUGUGUACACGCCGUGGUCGCAGCAGUAAUCGCCUCAGGCAGGCGGGAACAUUUUGACAUUGUGGCGGCUCGGCAAUCCGGUCUACCAGUCGAGCUACUCCUCGUAGCCCGAUUGUCCGAUUUGAUUAAGAUGGCGUUUGCUGCGUCGACCGCGAGCACUUCUGAAGUCCGCCUGCAGGGGUUGCAAGUGUUGCAGGAUGUCGUUGUCAAUUUCGCCCAAAGCCCCGACCCAGAUUUUCCUCAAGCUCUGUUGCUCGAACAGCAUCAGGCACCGAUUGCUGCAGCCUUGACACCGAGCUUCGGGACUGAUUCUGCCCCAGAAGUCUUGGCCAGCGCGAUCGACGUUUGUGCGGUGUUCAUCGGAUCGGGCGUCGUACGUGAAGUAUCUCGUAUGGGCCGGAUCCUGAAGCUUUUGACAGGGGCGCUCAUGCGAUGUAGCGAAGGAACAACCGAACCGCUUGGGGAUGUUGAGAACCUCUCAUCGAAUGCCGCGGUAACCCUCAAACUAGCUGCUCUAACCGCCUGGGCUCAGUUGCGAGUCUCGAGCGAAACCCAGACGUUCCUGCGAGACGUAGUUCAGCCGCAUCAAGCAAUGUUGAACCGUCUAUGGGUGGGUACGCUCAAAGACUAUGCUCUACUACGGGUAGAUCCAGAAGCCGGAUCGGGAUUGUCCUCUGGAGGCAUGGACCUCGCUCAAUCGGGUCUUGGCAGAGAAACGCUAUUGCCCUACUACAAAAAGUCUGCUACCGUCAUCCUGGAAGCCUUGGCAUUGGCCAUGAAAGUCCAUAUUGAUGAAUCCGUACUGGAAGCUUUCGGAUAUCAUCAGGCUCGAGAGCAAGGCUCGGACGUGACCGUCUCCACCAUUCGUCCGGAACCACUGCCGAACUUCUUCGUGGUGUAUGGGCUAGCUUUCGAGACGAUUUCUCGUUCCUUUGGUAACCCGUCAGCAAAACUAGAGUCUAUCGCCGCGGCCAAGGCGCUUCAAACGCUCGUGAAACCCAUCUACUCUGGCGCGGCUCUGUUCUCGAGCUCCAUCUUCGACGAGUUAUGCACGCUUUGUUACCGCAUUGCCAUAGGAGAAGGGGCUGCUCUACGAACAGAGAUGAUGCAGAUAAUGAGCGGAUUCGCUUGCAGCCGAGGCACAUCUGGAGAUCAAGACCAAAUCAGACGGGUCGUAGCCGUGAUCACGUACACUUUACGGGUCAGCGUGGGCACUGCCGAGGCGCCAAGUAAUUUCUUGCCCUCGGACGCAUUAGUUGACAAGAUUCAAAUGCUUUCAACGGGAUUCCAGGCCUUUACCUCGGCUAUCGCCGCACUGGAUGCGGGGACUAGAUUCCAUGCUUUCCUUGUUGGGAUACAGCUAUACACCGAUCUGCUGCGAGAUGAAAGCAAUGAGCAAGAUGUAGCGGGUCCGACGUUGCCCGCAUUCAAGAUGCUGCUUGACGCCGGCUCCACAUAUAGCCCACAGCUAGAAAUGCUCGGCAAGGCAAUUCACAGCGUUCUUUCCGCUGCGCUGUCGAACCUAGAUGAUGUCCGAGGACGCGAAGGUCCCGCGGCGGUCAUCAAGUCGAAGAACAACAUGCUUCUUGUGGUCCUAGUUUUGACCAAUCUCGGCGCAUCGGUCAAGGUCAGCCAAGAUGUCGUCGAGCAGGCUUGCUAUACUAUCGGUCAACGCGUCAAGGCUGGAGGACAGAUCGGUCUUGUUGCGAUGCAAUGUGCGAGGGCGUUGCUUCAAUCCGCCAACCGGGGCAAUACGGCGUUACAACUAGGCGUCUCACAGAUCGUUCCUGAACUGGUGCAAUUCCUCGCCUCUGCAGCCACCGUAGCCGAAACUGUGCAGGCGGACGACCCGCUAAUCGCAACUACCGACGAGGUCAUCAAGAUACUUGUCUCUUUUGUCGCAACAUUCGAUGAUGAUUCGAAACCUCGAGUCUAUAUGGUUCUCGUCCCGAGUCUGAUCGUGCUAUUGACCCCGGAUCAAGCGAACCCGAUACACAACCUGGCGGUCCGCCAUCUCUUAGCGCUUGCGGGACAAGCACCUACAGCUUUCAAGGACGCUGCCAACACGCUCGAGCCCGAGCAGCGAGACCGCCUCGAGACUUCUAUUCGACAGAGUGUUGCGAGCACCCACGCCACGAAUGCAAGGGCACCGGUGGCGGCCAAGCCUCAAAUCUCCCUCAAGUCGUUCGGUUAGAUUGCCAAUAUCGGGCGAGGAUGAUCUGUUGUAUCUUGACGAUCUUAACGAUUUAUGACCACCCCUUAUUUAAUGACAUAGCGAGUGUAUGGACGUCAGCUAAUCAUCAUCCGAAUCUGUCAGGUCGAUCAUGGGCUCCUCCGUCGAUGCGGUAUGUGUUGGGACCUGCCGAUGUCGAUCGAGUGGAUUGCUUGCGUUCGACUUCGACUUCAUCCCUGCCAUAUUGCCAAGGCGUGCAGCCGGUCGAGCGUUACUGCGGAGAGAAGCGAUGGCUUCGAG